AUCGCGAGAACCAGUCGAUCCUGAUCACCGGAGAAUCCGGAGCAGGGAAGACUGUGAACACAAAGCGUGUCAUCCAGUACUUUGCAACAAUUGCAGCAAGCGGGGACAAGAAGAAGGAAGAGCAGACGUCAGGCAAAAUGCAGGGAACGCUUGAGGAUCAAAUCAUCAGCGCCAACCCACUGCUGGAGGCCUUUGGAAAUGCCAAGACCGUGAGGAACGACAACUCCUCACGCUUUGGCAAAUUCAUCAGAAUUCACUUUGGUGCCACAGGAAAACUUGCUUCUGCUGAUAUUGAAACAUAUCUGCUGGAGAAGUCCAGAGUCACUUUCCAGCUCAAGGCAGAAAGAAGCUACCACAUAUUCUAUCAAAUCAUGUCCAACAAGAAGCCAGAGCUAAUAGACAUGCUUCUCAUCACCACCAACCCAUAUGACUACCAGUUUGUUAGUCAAGGUGAAAUCACUGUUCCCAGCAUUAAUGACCAGGAGGAGCUGAUGGCUACAGAUAGUGCCAUUGACAUCCUGGGCUUCACCGCUGAUGAAAAGACAGCCAUCUACAAGCUGACAGGGGCUGUCAUGCACUAUGGGAACUUGAAGUUCAAGCAGAAACAACGAGAGGAGCAGGCAGAGCCUGAUGGCACUGAAGUGGCUGACAAGGCUGCCUAUUUGAUGGGUCUGAACUCAGCUGACCUGCUGAAGGCCCUGUGCUACCCCCGAGUCAAGGUUGGGAAUGAAUAUGUGACCAAGGGUCAAACUGUGCAGCAGGUGAACAAUGCAGUUGGUGCCCUGGCAAAAGCUGUCUAUGAGAAGAUGUUCUUGUGGAUGGUUGUUCGUAUCAACCAACAGCUGGAUACCAAGCAGCCCAGACAGUACUUCAUUGGUGUCCUGGACAUUGCUGGCUUUGAGAUUUUUGAUUUCAACAGCUUGGAGCAGCUGUGCAUCAAUUUCACCAAUGAGAAACUGCAACAGUUCUUCAACCACCACAUGUUCGUGUUGGAGCAAGAGGAAUACAAGAAGGAAGGAAUUGAAUGGACAUUCAUUGACUUUGGGAUGGACCUGGCUGCCUGCAUUGAGCUCAUUGAGAAGCCCAUGGGCAUCUUCUCCAUCCUGGAAGAGGAGUGCAUGUUCCCCAAGGCAACUGACACCUCUUUCAAGAACAAGCUCUAUGACCAGCAUCUGGGCAAGUCCAGUAACUUCCAGAAGCCCAAGCCUGCCAAAGGCAAGGCUGAGGCUCACUUCUCGCUGGUGCACUAUGCUGGCACAGUGGACUACAACAUCACUGGCUGGCUUGAGAAGAACAAAGACCCUCUGAAUGAAACAGUCAUUGGGUUGUACCAGAAAUCAUCUGUGAAGACCCUGGCUUUACUUUUUGCCUCCUAUGGUGGAGCAGAAGCUGAGGCUAGUGGUGGUGCUGGUGGGGGAAAGAAGGGUGGCAAGAAGAAAGGUUCUUCUUUCCAGACAGUCUCAGCACUUUUCCGGGAGAACCUAAACAAGCUG
This is a messenger RNA of Nestor notabilis (Kea), 1493 nucleotides long. RefSeq names its product myosin-3-like. The annotation marks the transcript as partial. Gene Ontology annotation, molecular function: ATP binding; microfilament motor activity; actin filament binding. Gene Ontology annotation, biological process: actin filament organization; vesicle transport along actin filament. Gene Ontology annotation, cellular component: actin cytoskeleton; cytoplasm; vesicle. Lineage: Eukaryota; Metazoa; Chordata; Aves; Psittaciformes; Psittacidae. The record is from RefSeq and is a predicted model, not a curated record. The transcript is spliced from 13 exons.